AUGCGUUGUCUACCCUUCCUAUAUGAACACAGUCUGACACGCGAGAAAUCAAUCACUACUCUUACAGAAAACUUAUUUGAUAUAGAAAAUGCGAAACCAGCCCUUCAUGAAAUCGAGGCUUACGAAAAGUUACAGAAAACGCUCAUCAUCCCUAUGGAAGCAGCUAAGAAGAGAAUAAAGUAUCAAUAUAAACCAGCAACGGAGGACAUUCGUCGAUUCGUUAAUUCACCUGAAAACACGCAUUACGAAACGAAGGCUGAAAAGGCUGUUAGGCCAGCAGUAACCAUAAUGCAUGUAUUCUAUAAAAUAGCCAAUGAAAUAGAUGUAGGUGUAGCAUCUUUGCUACUUGAACUCUAUAAAGGUGAACCUGAUCCGAUCAGUAUCAGUGAUCUUAGCAAAAAUCCUGGUUUAACUAAAUUGUUUGCCGAUGUACUCAGCUAUGCAUACGACUUUGAUAAUUUUAAGCUUGAGCAUCCUUCAUUGCAAAAUGACUUUUCUUUUUACAAAAGACUCUUACAGAGGGGUAAAGCAAUAGUAACAAGUGAUGUUUCGACGUCAAUGGAUGAAAUUUUUCCAUUUAAUGGAGAAAUGACUGAUGAUGACCUUGUCCACAGCGUCUCAACUAUUACUGCACAUGCUACGCCCAUGACUUAUUAUGUUGUCAAUGCGGUGAUAAGGUAUUCAAAAGUGCAGCAUCAAAAGAGAAACAGUAUUCAUUUAAUUUCAGCAAAAGACAGUCUUAGUGAAUGGCUUCAAGCUAUCUGGAGAGUAUCGUUCGUUGCAUUGACCGUCAAAAAGAAUAAGUUAAAAAAGACAACAAAAAAUAACCGAAAAGCUGUAGCAGAGGAUGAACAAAUUCAGCCCCACGUAGAAUAUUUGUUAAAGGUCAUGAUAUUAAGCAUUUUAUUGUAUGAUUCUGUCAAUCCUGGAGGAGCAUUUCAAAAAAAUACAUCCAACUUUGUAAAGAAAUCGCUAGAUUUGCUGCUUCAUUUCUAUCGUCGGCAAAAAGCUGAAAACGGAGUAAACUCACUAAGAAACUUGAUGACUAUAUUAUACUACAAUUCGAAACAUAUCCAUGAUAAAGCUACACCAAAAUCAAUCCAAACCAUGAUACAAUUAUUUCAGUAA
Mycotypha africana is the source of this 1128-nucleotide messenger RNA. RefSeq lists its product as uncharacterized. Gene Ontology annotation, biological process: regulation of actin filament polymerization. The transcript is spliced from 4 exons. The record is from RefSeq and is a predicted model, not a curated record. The coding region runs from base 1 to 1128 and encodes 375 amino acids. Gene Ontology annotation, molecular function: small GTPase binding. Lineage: Eukaryota; Fungi; Mucoromycota; Mucoromycetes; Mucorales; Mycotyphaceae.